Linum tenue is the source of this 699-nucleotide messenger RNA. The record is from the annotation of a GenBank genome assembly. Lineage: Eukaryota; Viridiplantae; Streptophyta; Magnoliopsida; Malpighiales; Linaceae.
CAAAUAGGGAGCCUGCAGGCCGACGCCAUUAGCGCACAAGUGUCGAAGCACGCUGUGACGGUGUGUGCUUCAUUCCACGAUCGCGAUGGUGACAUCUUCACGAGCCUAUCAAAGGCUCGAGCUUGGGCCGCAACCACAAUCCGCGUCGGUCUCUCGCCCGUAUUUAGCCUUGGACAGAAUUUACCGCCCGAUUUGGGCUGCAUUCCCAAACAACCCGACUCGCAGACAUCGCCUCGUGGUGCGACAGGGUCCGGGCACGAUGGGGCUCUCACCCUCUCUUCCGUCACUUUCCAGGGGACUUGGGCCCAGUCCGCUGCUGAGGACGCUUCUCCAGACUACAAUUCGAGUGUCAUGGGCGUUCGAUUCUCAACCUGGGCAUUUCCAGGUUGGCUCGCCGUUACUAAGGGAAUCCUGCUCGCAACGGCGUCCUCAGCCGACGACUUCAUUUUCGGCCAACCGCAAGGCUCGAGUGAGACCCCGGGAGGCCAACAUCCGCUCCCAUCCCCGCGUGGGGAUGGGACGACGUUGCGUGACACCCAGGCAGACGUGCCCUCAACCGGAAGGCUUCCUGUGCAACUUGCUUUCAAAGACACGAUGGUUCACGGGAAUCUGCAAUUCAUACAAGUAUCGCAUUUCGCUACGUUCUUUAUUGAUGUGAGAGCCGAGAUAUCUGUUGUCGAGAGUCAUUAUAAUAACUAG